Fusarium verticillioides 7600 is the source of this 1032-nucleotide messenger RNA. RefSeq lists its product as hypothetical. The coding region runs from base 60 to 701 and encodes 213 amino acids. Lineage: Eukaryota; Fungi; Ascomycota; Sordariomycetes; Hypocreales; Nectriaceae. The record is from RefSeq and is a predicted model, not a curated record. Gene Ontology annotation, cellular component: cytosol. The transcript has 3 exons.
GUAUACCUAGUCUAAACCGAUUGUGUGAAGCAGUUUGUGGGGGAGAAGAGAAGACAGACAUGUGGAUGAUCUCAUGGCAGAUCCGCCGAGGUUCACGUCACAUGCAAUGGAUCCAAAUACCUACUGCUAUCACUUUAACGUUGCAGCGCGCCCCCGGCCUCUUUGCAACUUCAAUCCAUCCACGACUAUCUGUCGCAUUUAAAAACCUCGCUCGAUUCCCAUACGAUUUCCUCGCUUUCCUUUCUUCCUGGCUACUAUUUUCUUGUGUCUUUUUCAUCCGUCAAUCUCCUGUAAAUCUGUCCAACCCUUUAAUCGCAGCCAUGUCUCUCAAGAACGACAAGUUUCCCGCCUCAGCCGCCUUCGACGCCAUCCAAGCGGCCAUCAACGCCAGUGAUGCCGAUCGCAAGGAUGCCAUCAAGCAGGGCAACGGCGUCUACGCCUUCACCCUCAAGAACGCGAGCGGCGAUGAGGCCAGCUGGCACAUCGACCUCAAGGAAACCGGCAAGGUCGGAACUGGCACCGGCGCAAAGCCUGAUGUCACACUCAUCCUCUCCGAGGAGAACUUUGGCAAGCUUGUCGCUGGCAAGGCCAACGCUCAGCGUCUCUUCAUGGGCGGCAAGCUCAAGAUUAAGGGCAACGUCAUGAAGGCGACCAAGCUUGACCCUGUGCUUAAGAAGGCCCAGGACAAGGCCAAGCUGUAGUUUAGGCGUGCUUUUCUGACGUCUGGAUAGCAUUUUUGUUUAUUUUUGUAUGAUAUCAACUUGCUUGUCACUAAUCGCUCCGUACCACCCGGAUGCGAACGUAUAGAGGAGUAUUUGCGUCAAGGUCAAUCUAUCAUUUUAUACUGUGAGACAGCCCGUAUAUAUGUCCUCAAUUGUCCAGAUAGCUCAGCGGAAAAUGUCUCAUUCUGAGUCCAUGUACUAAACGAGACCGGUCGCUCUUUGAAGCUCACACCGAGCCUGUUCACGUACUUCACGAACAAUCUCACCCGUAGGCUGGACCUUAUUGAUAAGCCCGACGCCAGUUCCCCUG